AUGGUUCCCACGAAGAAGAUCAUUCGCAAAAAACAAGCGGUGAAAAGGGACCCGCUCAAGGCCCAGCGCCUCGCGUGGUCCGUCGGCCACAUCAUCACGCUCGUGUGCACCGCCAUCUACAGCAUGUUCUACUUCUACGACACCCUCACCAUGUACCGGUACCGCUCCUGGAAGACCCUGUUUCUGAUCGCGCGGCCGCCGCCGCGCGAUCGCGUUGGCUGGCUGCGAUGGCUAUGGCAGCUGUCGCCGCAAUUGAGCUACCGCAGCGCGCUUCUGGGCGUGCUGGCUUCGUACUCGGUCAGCAAUUUCCUCGAAUGGAGCCAGGUGAACCCCUCCUGGUACGACCUUUUGGGCCAAGAGAACUUCCAAGGCAUCCUGAUGGCCGCGUUGUUUCUGCUCAGUCGCGCGUCUCUUUUCAAGUUGCUGCCCUUUGCGCUCAAUUCGUUUCUGCAGAUCACCACCAAAGCUAGCGAACCCAGCGACAACCUGCCCGCCAGAACGCAUACGCUUUUGCACGUGAUCGCUUACUCGGAGCUCGUGGUCGCUGCGAUUUUGCUUCUCGACACCCUCACUUUCAAAGACGGCACUUCGGGAUUCGUGCUCGCGCUGUAUAUGGGCGUCUAUUGGCUCCGCAUCAACUUCUCGCCCUACGCGCAAACGACGGUGCUGCGCUUGUUGCUCAAGCUCGACAAAAAGGUUCCUCCCAAGUUCAAGAGCGAAUGGGACCAGGUCAAGCAGUUCAUCUACAUGCGCAUGGAGGAAAGUAGAAACACGCGACAAGCAAUGCAGCGCAGAUUCUAG
This is a messenger RNA of Lachancea mirantina, 801 nucleotides long. NCBI's taxonomy places the organism in Eukaryota, Fungi, Ascomycota, Saccharomycetes, Saccharomycetales, Saccharomycetaceae. The record is from the annotation of a GenBank genome assembly.